AUGCCUUUCACCGCCUCUGAUAUCUGCAAGAUCAUCUUUGCCAUCAUCCUGCCCCCUCUGGGUGUCUUCCUGGAGCGCGGAUGUGGUUCUGAUCUCCUGAUCAACAUCUGUUUGACCAUCCUUGGUUGGAUCCCUGGUAUCAUUCACGCCAUUUACAUUAUUUUCAAAUACUAG
Molecule: messenger RNA, 174 nt
Organism: Penicillium paradoxum
Lineage: Eukaryota; Fungi; Ascomycota; Eurotiomycetes; Eurotiales; Aspergillaceae
Product: YqaE/Pmp3 family membrane protein
Exons: 3
Coding region: 1-174 (57 amino acids)
Cellular component (GO): membrane
Source: RefSeq, a predicted model, not a curated record